Punctularia strigosozonata HHB-11173 SS5 is the source of this 1233-nucleotide messenger RNA. Its product is annotated as cell division cycle protein 91. Gene Ontology annotation, cellular component: GPI-anchor transamidase complex; membrane. The transcript has 9 exons. The record is from RefSeq and is a predicted model, not a curated record. Bases 4 to 1233 code for a protein of 409 amino acids. Lineage: Eukaryota; Fungi; Basidiomycota; Agaricomycetes; Corticiales; Punctulariaceae. Gene Ontology annotation, biological process: protein localization to cell surface; attachment of GPI anchor to protein.
AUCAUGGACUUCACAACGUCGCUGGCGGCGCUAGUUGCCGGCAGACUCAUACUUGCGUACUCGUCAAUACCGAGCUAUGUGGAGGACCACCAUCUGCUGUCGUCGCCGUUGUCCGCGUUCUCUCGGUUAAAAGAGGGGCUCUAUCUAUAUGAAAAUGACGUGGAUCCGUAUUCAGGAGGACCAUGUUACCACUCCCCUCUGUACCUCUCCUUGUUCUCAACGAUACUUCCGACGUCUACUACACUUAUACCUUUUCUAUGGACGCUUGUGGACGCGAUCGCUGCGUGGGCGCUGGUGAAUAUAUGGAGAGCCAGACAAGGGAGGAAGGAGACGGAAAGAGACCACUUCAUCGCAGCUUUGUAUUUGCUCAACCCGUACCUCGUAUUCCCUUCGCUCGCAUACUCGACAUCGACGUUCGAGAAUGCGCUGCAGCUGCUCUCGCUCAUGUUCGGGUCCCGGGGCAACACAUCUGCAUCCCUCCUCACGCUCUCCUUCCUCAUCCACCUUUCACCCACCUCUCUCAUCAUCCUCCCACCCACUCUCAUGCUCCUCCUCAUCCUCGACCCAAGCUCACAUCUCGCUAAUCCACGACUCUUUCCUCUUGCACCGAAAGAUGCACUACCGCGCCUCCGAACACUCCUAGGCUCGUUCCUUGGGUACUCUACUGUCCUUGCCUGCGCCUCCACUCUCAUAGCAGGCGGAACGGGGUGGAUAUCACGCGUUUGGGGCGCACCGCUGCUUUUGCCGGACCUCACGCCCAACGUCGGGCUCUGGUGGUAUUUCUUCACCGAAAUGUUUGAUCACUUCCGGCCCUUCUUCCUCAUCGUGUUCUCGAUGCAUCUCAUCAUAUAUACCGCACCCUUGUGCAUCAAGUUCCAGCACGACCCUCUCUACGCGGCUUUCCUACUCCUCGGCGUCCUCGGCGCGUUCAAGCCAUACCCUACUCUCGCGGAUCCGGGUUUGUUCCUGACGAUGAUUGGCAUCUUUCCUGAGACGUUCGCAUAUCUACGGUACCCGAUUGUCACAGCCCUGCUACACCUGCAUUCGGCACUGCUGCUCCCGCUCUUCCACCAGCUCUGGCUCGUACAAGGAACUGGCAAUGCCAACUUCUUCUACGCCUCGACGCUCGUUUUCGGCGUCAGCAACGGCGCAGCACUGGCCGACUGUAUCUGGGCGGGUUUGAGGAUAGCAGUUGGAGAGGUGGGUGAAGGAAGACAAGUCAUCCAAGAAUGA